AUGCCACUUCAAACGUAUCAUAUAUCCUCAUCUGAAAAGGGCCUAUCAAGUGUUACGACACUCAUUGUUGGGACCAAAUCUGCUAUGCUGAUUGACCCGCCAUUCCUGGUCUCGGAUGCCAUUCGCGUUGUUCAAUUCAUCAAGGACAAAACCCCGAAUGCUUUACAGGCCGUCUUUGUUACGCACCACCACCCGGACCAUUACUUCAGUGCCAAUCCUAUCCUAGAGGCAUUCCCAUCUGCGAAAUUUUAUGCCGCACCUUAUGUUAGAGCCGGAAUUGACAGGGAAUACAAUGAGAAGGUUAAAUAUUGGCCGACCAUCUUUGGCAGAGACGAGAUUCCAGAGGUGCCAAGGAAACCUGAUCCCUACCCGUACAGCUUUAUCAUCCUUGACAAAGAUCCAGAAAGCCCAAUUAUGCUUCUGGGGCCAGUACAAGGUGACGCAGUGGACCACACGCUUUUCUGGCUGCCAACGGAGAGGACCGUUAUCACCGGUGACGCGUUGUAUGGGAGAAGCACACAUCUCUGGGCAGAAGAAAUUGAGACACCAGAAAUUCUCCAUGCGUGGCAAUCGGUCAUUGAAUUGAUUGAGUCGCUUAAGCCUACCAAGAUCAUUGUUGGUCAUCUCCAAGAUGGAUGGUCACUUGAUACUGCCGCCGACCUGGAGCACAAUCGUAAGUACCUGGCGCUUUUCGAUGACGAGAUUUCUCAGGCUGUUACGAAGCCGACCGUGGAGCAGAUCUAUAGUACGUUCGCAAAUGCCUUCCCACAGGCUGUGAAAAAUUUGGACUUCUUUUUGGGUCAUUUGAGCAAUCAGUUUGGCGAAGGAGGGGAGAUAUGGGAAGAGAAUCGCCAUCAUGCGGUUGAGAAAAGGACGAAAAAGACUUUAGAAGGCUACGUUUUGUAG
Trichoderma harzianum CBS 226.95 is the source of this 906-nucleotide messenger RNA. RefSeq lists its product as hypothetical. The coding region runs from base 1 to 906 and encodes 301 amino acids. NCBI's taxonomy places the organism in Eukaryota, Fungi, Ascomycota, Sordariomycetes, Hypocreales, Hypocreaceae. Gene Ontology annotation, biological process: secondary metabolite biosynthetic process. The record is from RefSeq and is a predicted model, not a curated record. The transcript is spliced from 3 exons.